AUGGAAUUUGCAUUAUACAAAACAAGGCCAUUGUGGACACACAGCUACAUCAUUCCUGCCUAUUUCUAUCCAGUUUCGUACUGGCUGGGCACAAGGUUUAGGUUUGGAGAGGCAGAUUCAAACGGCGUGGCAAUAAGCAUCUUCUUUUUGGCGCUGAUCCAAGGAUUUCUCUUCCUAUCUUCGUUCUGGGGAAGCAAAGUGUACGAGUUCUCAAAGCUCCAGAAAGUGGCAAACAUUGAAGAAGCCGAGCUCAUAAAAAUAUCAAAAAAACAGCUGAUGAACAGAGAGUCAAAAGUGGGGUUUGCGUUCGUAAAUUCAAAGAUUGCAGUGAUAAAAGAUAGAAAAGAAAGGAUCAAAUGGUUUGAGUUUGACAACGAUCUCUUCUACUUCAACGGAUCCGCCAUUAAAAAGAUGGAGAUAAAGACCGAUUUCCCCCUCGAUAAGUACACAAGCAAAGAAAUCGGAACCGCAAACAUGCUCUCUGACAUAGAAAGAGUCAUUUUCCCAAAAAACGAGUUUAAGAUAGAGCCCCCAACCUUCAUCAGAAUGUUUGCAGAGCACGCAGUCUCUCCGUUCUUUGUUUUCCAAAUCUUUUGUGCUCUCCUGUGGAUGCUUGACGAGUACUGGAAGUAUUCGCUCUUCACUUUUUUCACAAUCAUCGCAUUUGAGGGAGGAAUGGUCUUCCAGAGACACACGAACAUCAAACAGCUGAGAAGCCUCAACCUAAAGCCGCAAAAGAUCAUGAAAUACACAAAUGGAAAAAAAGAGGAAGUGGUAAGCAGCAGCCUCGUCCCAGGGGACAGGAUAUUCAUUGAAGGGCAGAUACAAAUGCCCGCAGAUCUCCUCCUAAUAAAAGGAACUGCAGUGAUCAAUGAGUCCAUGCUCUCCGGUGAGACAACUCCAGUGCAAAAAGAAGCCAUCACAAGCGAUCCUUCAGAGCUUUCCCUCACCCACCACAAAAAAAGCAUCCUGUACGGAGGCACAAAGAUCCUUAAAUUGGGAGAAAAAGGCAUAGAGUGCAUUGUUCUUCGCACAGGGUUCAUGACAGAGCAGGGAGAGCUGAUUAAGUCAAUGAUUGCCUCCGAAGACACAGUGAGCGAGAAUAAUUACGAAGCAUAUUUGUUCAUUCUUGCUAUGCUGGUAUUUGCCAUUAUAUCGUGCGUGUACGUAGUGAGAGAAAGCGUGGCAAUGGGCAAAACUCUAUACAAAAUAGUCCUAGAGUGCAUUAUGAUCCUCACUAACGUAGUGCCGCCCGAGCUGCCUAUGGAGCUUACUAUUGCAGUCAACUCCUCGCUGCAGGAGCUUGUGGGCCUUGGUGUCUACUGCCUGGAGCCCUUUAGGAUUCCCUUUGCAGGAAAAAUAACAGUCUGCUGUUUCGAUAAGACAGGGACUCUGACAGAGCUCAAUCUGCAGCUGGAGAAGAUAGAGGCAGAGAACAUGGACACAGCCCGAAAAGUCAUUGGCACAUGCCACUCUCUGGUGAUUCUCGAUGGAAAAGCUGAGGGAGACCCGCUGGACAUGUGCGGAUUUGAGUAUGUGAAGGGCACUCUUGUAAAAGACAACCUAAUAAGCAUAGAAGACAAAACAUACUCAGUUCUCAAAAAAUACUCAUUCGACAGCGCCCUUAAAAGAUCGACAUCUGUCCUUCAAAUGGACGACGAUAAGUUCGUAAGCAUGAAGGGCGCUCCUGAAACCAUCCGAGAGUUUCUCAAGGAUCUUCCUGCAGACUACGAUAGAUUCGAAAAGUACGCUGAACAGGGAUACAGAGUGAUCGCUCUUGCCAUGAAGACGCUCAACCAAACCUCAAAGAUCGAUCUAGCAGAUAGAAAGAGCCUAGAGGAAGGCAUGGCCUUUGCAGGGUUUGCAUUCUACAACUCAAAGCUCAAAAAGAAUGCGCAGCAGACUAUAGACCAUCUGAUGAGAAGCAACCACAAGGUAAUCAUGAUCACAGGAGACAACGAAAAAACAGCUAUAAGCGUUGCUAAGCAGGUAGGCCUCUACAACGGAAAAUCGCUCAGUGGCUCAGAGGAAAUUGACAGCUUCCUGCAGAGCGUGAUGAAAAUGAGCGCAGAAGAGAAGAGCGCAGUCGUGUGGCCAUCUGUCUUUGCUAGGGCUGAUCCAGACUCUAAAGAAAAAACGAUAUCUCUUCUCAACUCUCUGGGUGAAUACACUCUCAUGUGCGGUGAUGGAACUAAUGACGUGGGAGCACUGAAGACAGCCCACGCAGGCAUAGCUCUCCUAGAAGGAACAAAAACCAAAGGAAGAGCCAUCACUCUCCCGGGGAACAUAGGCCAGUCUAUGUUCAUUCUCGAUGAAGAGAUAAAAGUGAAAUUAGGUGAUGCAAGCAUUGCAGCUCCAUUUACAUCUCGCACAGGAUCAUUGCAGUCGGUGAUUGAUGUUAUCUCCCGGGGAAGAUCAGCUCUAGUGAGCACUGUGCAGAUGUACAAGGUUCUUGCUCUGAACUGUCUUUUAUCUGCAUACACCCUCAGUGUGUUUGAUACAAUGGGGAUAAAGUACGGAGACUUCCAAAUGACAGCUGCAGGAGUUCUUUCGGCUGUGUCUUUCACUUUCUUUGGAAAAUCGCGGCCUCUACCACAGAUCAGCAAAGAGAAGCCUGUGGCCAGGAUAUUCAGCAGAUACAUUGUGGUUUCUGUUAUCCUGCAGACAGCUGUGCACAUUGCUGCAUUUUAUUUUACGUACCAGGGCGUGAUCAAGUACGGGCCCAUUGUAAUGCAGGAAAAGUUUUCACCAUCUUUGGCAAAUACGUCGAUGUUUUUGCUGGGAUCGGCACUGCAGGUGACAACCCUUGUUGUGAACUACGUGGGAAGGCCAUUUAGAGAGAGUCUGACAGAAAACAAGAAGCUUCUUAACUCUCUUGUUCUUUCUGUUAUAAUGGUUGUAGCAUGCACUUUGGAGAUGAUGCCAGAUAUCAACGCGCAGAUGGAGCUUGUUUCCAUUCCACUAGAAAUGAAAAUGCUCCUGCUGGGCCUUAUGGCUGCAGACUUUGCUCUGUGCAUGGUGAUUGAAAAAACAUCGUUUGAAGUGUUUAUGCGAAGACCGUCUCACAUGCUCGAGGUGUCAAGAGCUAAAAAACUAAAAUAA
This is a messenger RNA of Nematocida minor, 3102 nucleotides long. Its product is annotated as manganese-transporting P-type ATPase. The transcript has a single exon. Gene Ontology annotation, biological process: intracellular calcium ion homeostasis. The coding region runs from base 1 to 3102 and encodes 1033 amino acids. The record is from RefSeq and is a predicted model, not a curated record. Gene Ontology annotation, cellular component: endoplasmic reticulum membrane. Lineage: Eukaryota; Fungi; Microsporidia. Gene Ontology annotation, molecular function: P-type ion transporter activity; ATP hydrolysis activity; ATP binding.